AUUCUUUCAAAUUUUAGUCUUGCAGGUUUCGUAAGUGUCCGUCGGCAAAAUUGUUGUGCUCAUAUUAUUGCUGUCGCUUGAACAGCAAUAAGCAUGAACCCAGAAUCUUCAAGUAAUUCGGAUAAGCCGGAUGAAGACUACACUGCGACGAAUGGGAACGUUGCUUCCUCCAACAAUGUUGAGCUUCCUCUGAAAGAGUUGUUCUCCCUGGGUGUUCGCUUCUUCAAAGAGAAGAGCGGUGGUAAAGCAGCGACUCUGAGCUACGAAGAACGUGUGGCUCUGGUAGCUUACACUCAACAAGCAACCCACGGGAAAUUCGAUGAAAGUCGAGCCCAACCACUGGGUUAUCUCGACGUCAUCGGUCACGAUCGUCGGAAAUUCUGGAAGAACCUUGGUGACAUGUCAAAGGAGGAAGCCAUGGAGAAAUUCGUGUCUCGACUCACUGAGGUGUCGCCAGUUUUCGUCGCAUAUGUCGAAGCACACAAGCGCGAUAAAGAGAGCAAACUGAAAUCAGAAGAAGAUGCUGCCAAAGAGAAAGAACUUGCUGCUUUGCAAGCCGUGGAGAAGGAACGAGAGGUGCUGAAGCAAGAAGCUGAAUCACGCCAGCAGGAAGAGCGGAAGAGGUUGAUUCAAGACGCACUGAAUGCCCAAACGUACCCACAAUUCAAGGCGUACGCAGAACAACAGUACCCAGGCAAUCCAGAGCAGCAAGCUGUUCUUAUCAAGCAGCUUCAGCAGCAGCAUUACAUUCAGUACAUGCAACAAAUUUACCAACAACCAGAAGUAGAACGAAAGGAGGUUUCUAGUGAAGAGGAACCAGAAAGCAACGAAGGUGAAGAGGAAGGUGGUGAUUAUCCCAGAUGGUCACCGGCAACUAUGUGGACUCGCCACGAUAUAAAGGAAUUCAAGGAAGGUGUGAGAAAAGAAGGCGGAGAUUCUGUGAUCAGAGUCGGACACGGUGAAACUGUUACUGUCCGUGUACCUACGCACGAAGACGGCAACUGUCUAUUCUGGGAAUUCGCCACCGACUCUUACGAUAUCGGCUUCGGACUGUUUUUCGAGUGGGUCAAGUCUCCCACGGAGCAAGUCUCGGUGCACAUUUCCGAGUCGGAGGACGAAGAAGAGGAAGAAAUCGACGAAGAUGAUGACAAUCCGGAAGCUGGUCGUAAAGCCAGUGCAGCCGACGAGCCGCCAACUACCGUACUCAUCCCCGUGUAUCGUCGCGACUGCCACGAAGAAGUGUACGUGGGUAGCCACGAUUACCCGGGCCAGGGCGUGUAUUUGCUUAAAUUCGAUAACGCCUACUCGUUAUGGCGGUCUAAGACACUUUACUAUCGCGUUUAUUACACUCGGUGAAAAGUUUUUGAGGGUGCUGAGCUUCGUACCUACGUUUUCGGCCCUGUCUGGAACAAAUCGUGUUUCGAUGCGGGAAUAUUACGUUGAAAAACCAUUCAAUACAAUUUUUUUUUUCGAGUCAAAGUGUGGAGCUUCUUGCAUGAUCCGUCCGUUUCAUUUGAAGCAUUAAUGCCGAGUAUUCAAAGUAACUUUUGACGUUCACGGAUCUCUUAUUCAGUGUCCGUUUGGAUGGAACUUACUGGUGUUUGCGGAACACACUUAUGGAAAAUCUUUUCUUCCACUGUUGGCUAGAGAACAUUCCCUGUCUUGCUGAGUUUAAGAGUGACUGAUCGGAGUUCCUCCGGAAAAUAUUGGCUUUAAACUGGCGGAGUUUAAAAAUAUACUCAACAUGGCACUUUUUGGACAAUCGGGACAAGAAAACUAACAUGUAAAUUUUCGAUUAAAGAACGCAGUGUCAAAAACCAUUAGUUCGUCUCUCACGAAACUUUUUUUUCGGAAUUCUCGACCCUGAAUUUCUAGUUCGGCUAUUGAAAACUUGGCGGGGCUGAGGAAAAGAACGUUGUGGCGACAAAGUCGUUUUCGCGAACAUUUUUCUUUAUUGUUGGUGUCAACCGUUGUGCUGCCGGAAUUGUGAAGAUUUCGUGGGAACGGACAUUUUUUGCGAGUGAUUUCUCUUUGUCUUGCGAGUCGCCAAGACCUUCUCAUCAGUUGCAGAUGAUACUUCGCUUGAUUUCCCGCAAUUUUUCGUUUUUGAUGACUAUUACAGUUCUGUAUUUGAAUUAAGUGAAGAUGACCCGCGAGUAGAAAUUUUCUUGUUUGCUUAUGGUUAGAAUCCUCAUUUUUGGCCUGGCGUUUUCCGAAGACUACCGGCACUGUUGAAGGUGUUCUGGGCUAAUCAUCUUCGACUGCUGCAUUCUGAGCCACCGCAUCAUCAGUAGAUCCCGAAUUGACGCCCUAUUUGUUAGAUCUUCGACCUCAUUCGCACACGAGGGUUCUCAAAUGUAUGUUGAAGAAGACGGUUAAAAAAGGUCGAGCUGGGAAUUCUCCGAAUAGUCGUGCAAAAGAAACUGAUCUACUUAUCGAUUUAUCGGCAGGAAUACUGUACUUUGUUUGGUGAUGAAUUCAAUUAUUUUUCACGCUAAUCUGGGUGGAAUGCGAUGGAUUUCUGUAAUGUGAAGUAUUUAGUAAGAAUCAAGAGAAGGUGACCGGGCUCAAUCCGCGUCGUAUGAGGUCGUGUGUGCUCGAUUCGCAGGACAUCCGAGAAAUCUCUCGUUUUACGGCAUUCGAAAUUUGGCCUGUUCCGGAAAAACUUUUCUGACCAGAUUGUUGCAUUUUGCGCAGGAGUCCCUUCUUAAUGUCGCAUCAGUGUGGUGGCACAAAAUUGUCGUGUUUUUCUUGGUCGUGUUUGAAAUUGCUGUGACAAAUUAGCAUGAUGGAGCAAGUAUGAGCACUUGAGGUUUUUUUUUUUUUUCGGAGAUGGAGAAGACUCGAUUUAGUCAUGACGUUUGUCGAUUCACCGCGUGGGUGCUUCCUGAUUGAGUGGGAAUAUGCAGAAGCCUAUUUAUUUUCGAGGAUAA
Messenger RNA from Notodromas monacha, 2933 nucleotides. The record is from the annotation of a GenBank genome assembly. NCBI's taxonomy places the organism in Eukaryota, Metazoa, Arthropoda, Ostracoda, Podocopida, Cyprididae.